This is a messenger RNA of Dendrobium catenatum, 1811 nucleotides long. Its product is annotated as U11/U12 small nuclear ribonucleoprotein 59 kDa protein-like. The transcript has 9 exons. NCBI's taxonomy places the organism in Eukaryota, Viridiplantae, Streptophyta, Magnoliopsida, Asparagales, Orchidaceae. The coding region runs from base 666 to 1571 and encodes 301 amino acids. The record is from RefSeq and is a predicted model, not a curated record.
GUGCGCCUCAAGGAGCGUGAGAGGAGAGGGGACUUUCAUUUUCGUUCGCCCGUCCCGACCCUGAGAGAGAGCGAAGUAGCGAAUGAGAGAGAGAGCGGUAGAGAGCGGGAGACAGAGGGCGAUUUUUGCACCCUGGCUUUCGUUCGGCUCCCCCCUCGCGUGCGACGCCUUCGGCCGAACCUCCUGGAGGUGUCGGCUCCCUCCCUGCUGCCUGUCGUCUUCCUCUCAACGAGCCAAAGCCGCAAGUGUGCGGCUCUCCCAAGUGAAGGAGGAGGUGGAGUUGUGGAUUUGAGCUCUUCUUCUCAUUCCAAGGAAGCAAAUCAAAAGUUGAGACAAACAUUUACUUCCUUUCUCAAAGAUCAACGAAGCUAGUGGCUUUUCUUCCUUCCUCUUUCAAUUCGGACGCCCUCGAGGCGAGUUGGAAGCUGUUGGAGACUUCCAAAUAGCAAAGGAGGGCUUCUAUAUCCUCCAAACAGCAGUUUGGAGCCCCCAAAACACCUUGGACAGCAAAGGUGACGUUGGGAACAUCAAUGACAGCACAUAGAACUUGGAUUGGAGCUUGGCAAAGGCUUGGACAGCAAACUAGGAGCUUGUACAGUGGCUUGGAUUACAAUUUGGAGCGCUAGGACAACUCGUGAGAGCAAGUUAUUUCGUCAAAUAUUGAGAUGAUAUUUCCAACACAAUUAGAAUCUGGGGUGCCUUCUAGUUUGCAAUCAGCGCAACCCAUUCAGCAUGCUUUUAACACCUUUUGGCGAGCAGACCAUGUGCAUGAACAUUUAAGGAACUUGCAGGAAACUAUUCAUCUAUUAAAAUCAGUGCAGAAAGAACUAGAGGGAAUUUAUCUAAUCAAAAGAUCCAAUUAUACUGUUGAAGUUGAUGGAAUGCCUUCUAAUUACUUGCAAGGACAAAAGUUGCUUUCUUCUCCCUCAGAUUCCUUUGGGAAUGAAAUGCUUUAUAAUAUAACUGAGAUAAUUAAAGAGAAGAAAGUUUGCCCGGAAGUACAAGAAUCUCUUUCUUUAGAAGCCGCGAACUCAUUAGUUGCAACUGUGAAAAGCCAACUUUCCCCAUUUAAUGCCAUCACGAGCCAGACAAGUCAAUGGGAGGAAAAGUCCAUGGCAGUGAAGUUAGUUCAAAAGCUGCAAAAGUACAAGAGGAAUAAACAUUGGAAAAAGAGAAAAAGAAAACAAGUUGCAGAGCUGCUACAGAUGGAGCAUGAGCGAUAUGAUAAGGCCGAUGAAGAUGCUGAUGAGUGGAGGGCAAGAGAGAUUGCCAAGGACAUUGCAAAACGCAAGAUGGAAAGCAUGAAGUCAAUUGCAAAGCUUAAAGCUAUUGAGGAAAGAAAGAGAUUAGAAUCUGAGGAGAGAUUAUUCUGUGCGGAGUGCGGACAGGAGAACCUUCCGCACAAGCACUGGGUACCCAACGGUACCCAGCCGUACCGAGUGCGGGUUAGAAGAAGUUGGGACGCUUACAUCAGACCUGGAGGAAGUCGGAUACCUGGCCACUGGGUACAGCCACCACCACCUGCUGAUGAGGUCUGGGCAUCAUAUCUUGUUGGCACCAAGAAUCUCUGAAAGCAAAGCGAUGCAGCUUCUCCCUUCAGGCAAUUCGGAUUGUCACAAAAGAAGAGGAAAAUAACAAAGCAGGCAAUAUGGGUAUUUAGCUGUUAUUUUUGAUAGAAGUGAUUAUAAAACUGUUGUGAGAAAAUCAACUUAUUUGAAAGUUAAUGUAAGUAUCAUAAAUACUUUUUAUAAAAAAAUUGGAGAACUGUUUCUUGCUGUUAUCAUACCCUAAUAGUUCUUAAAGUGUAGAAA